AUGCCGACGCGGCGCGCCCUCGACCUCACCCGCGCCGCCAUGCCGGCGGCGCCGCCUCCCGCCCGCGCCUUCUCCGCGGCGGCGCCGUCCGCCAAAACCACCGUGCAGCUCGCCCACCUCGCGCACCUCCCGUCCUCCCUCCCGCCGCCGUCCCACUGCACCGUCACCCCGCCCGUGCAGCCCUGGCCGCGCCGCCUCACGCCGCGGAGCUUCUCCCGCCUCCUCCUCCGCCUGCCGACCCCUCAGCUCGCCGUGCUCGCCUUCCGCCACGCGCUCUUCCGCGCCACGCCCCCCCUGCCCCCAACCAUCCCCGUCUUCGCCGCGGUGCUCUCCCGCCUCGCCGGCGCGCCCCCGGACCUGCUGCCGCCCGUCCUCUCCGCCCUCCGCGCCGCCCGCCUCCCGGCCUUCUCCGACCGCGCCUUCCUGCCCCUCCUCCGCGCGCUCCCGCCGCUCCCCUCCCUCCGCCUCUUCCUCUCCCUCCCGUCCUUCAACUCCCACCCCUCCGUGCGCUCCUUCAACGCCCUCCUCCACUCCCUAGUCGCCGCGCGCCGCCUCCGCCUCGCCGCCGCCCUCUUCCGCGCCGCGCCCACCAAGCUCUACAUCACGCCCGACCUCGUCUCCUGCAACAUCCUGCUCAAGGGGCUCGUCGGCGUCCGCGACCUCGAUGCUGCCCUCAAGGUACUCGACGAAAUGCCCGGGUGGGGGAUCGUCCCUGAUGUCGUCACCUACACGACCGUUCUUUCCGCAUACUGUGCCAAGGAGGAUCUCAAGGGCGCACAGAAGCUAUUCGAUGAUAUAAUUGCAGGUGGGCGUGUGCCAGAUGUUACGAUGUACACCGUGCUCAUCGAUGGGUACUGUCGGACUGGGAAGAUACAGGAUGCAGCUAGGAUUAUGGACGAGAUGGAGGCAGCCGGGGUGCAGCCUAAUGAGGUUACCUAUUCAGUCGUGAUUGAGGCAUGCUGUAAGGAGGGGAAAUCUGCCGAGGCAUGCAAUCUAAUGCGCGAGAUGCUUGGGGCAGGGCACACACCAGACACACCGCUGGCUGCUAAGGUGGUUGAUGUGAUGUGCCAGGAUGGAAAGGCAGAGGAAGCGCACCAAAUGUGGAGAUGGAUGGUGAAGAAGAACGUCCCACCAGAUAACACGAUCACAAACACAUUGAUCUACUGGUUAUGCAAGAGUGGAAUGGUUCGGGAGGCAAGGAAGCUGUUUGAGGAGCUCGAGAAGGGGUACAAGCCAAGCUUACUGACUUAUAACUCGCUUAUUUCCGGCUUAUGUGAAAAUGGGGAGUUACAAGAGGCUGGGAAGGUGUGGGAUGACAUGGUUGAACGGAGAUAUGAGCCAAAUGCCAUGACUUACGAGGCCUUGAUCAAGGGAUUCUGCAAAAUUGGGAAGCCAGAUGAAGGGGCUGCAGUAUUUACGGAGAUGGUGACCAAAGGGUGCGCCCCAAGCAAAGUUCUUUACCAAGUUUUGGUUGAUAGCCUUUCUGAGCCAAUACACGACGAUAUUGUUGAUAACAUUGUUCAAACUGCUGCCUUAAGUGGUCGUGAUUUCUUGGAUGGUGAUUCCUGGGAAAUCUUUAUCAGGAGAGUGCUAAAUACUACAAGUGAUACUUGGAAUAAGCAUCUCAGUUUAGUUCUAAAUACAUAACCAUGAGGUGUGGUGUGCAGACUACGGUUGAAAGCCCAAAACCGAUCAUUUUAUUCUGAAUAAUUUCUCAAGGAAGUUGAUACCUUGAUAGAACAUGUCUUCUACUGUAACAACUCUGAAAACGUCUUCCACUGUAACUAACACGGUGAGUAGCACAUUGAUCUAUUGGUUGUGCAAGAAUAGAAUGGUUGUGAAGGUGACGAGGCUGUUUGGUGUGUUCAUGGAGGCGUCCAUGCCAAGCUUGUUGAUUUGUAGCUCACUUAGUUUCAGAUAGUGUGAAAAUAGGGAGUUACAAGAGGCUUGGGUCAUGUGAAAACUGUUCAGAUAACCAUUGCAACAACAAGAUUGGAGAGUAUUUGAGGCACUGGAGCUGCUAAUUGUUAGCAACAAAACUUUCUGGAUGAAUAGUGUAGAGUUAAAUGGUGUUCUUGGUUGCUCAGCUGAAACCCCAUUGUUACUCUGUAUUCAGUUCUCAUUUACCUUGUCAUUGCCUCUGCAACUCAGAUCUUCCUGGGACAUUGUAUUUCUGCAGUGUAGAAGAGAUGUGGACACGUGGUCCAUGGUUGCCCUACAUAUUGAAGUACUUUGUGAGAGAGCUUCGAUGCUCCAAGUCAAUUUGUAACUCAGUAUGUGCUCGUCCCCAUGGUCAAUGGUGGAGACUGCUGGGCUGUGGUAAGGGAAGGGAAAGACAACGGAGAGGAAGAUGGAGAUGAUUAUGAUGACCAUUUAGAGUUAUCUCUGACGGUAUUGUUGUUGAUGAUGAUAGGAGCAUAUUCCUCUUAGUUUUGUGAAAUAUAUGUGAUAAAAAGGACCCUGGUAAUCAGAAGCACGUAUAUGAUUCUGCUCCCUGUCA
This is a messenger RNA of Hordeum vulgare subsp. vulgare (domesticated barley), 2500 nucleotides long. Its product is annotated as pentatricopeptide repeat-containing protein At5g16420, mitochondrial-like. NCBI's taxonomy places the organism in Eukaryota, Viridiplantae, Streptophyta, Magnoliopsida, Poales, Poaceae. The transcript has a single exon. The coding region runs from base 1 to 1647 and encodes 548 amino acids. The record is from RefSeq and is a predicted model, not a curated record. Gene Ontology annotation, molecular function: protein binding.